This is a messenger RNA of Rhizoctonia solani, 3207 nucleotides long. RefSeq lists its product as uncharacterized. Bases 1 to 3207 code for a protein of 1068 amino acids. The transcript is spliced from 6 exons. NCBI's taxonomy places the organism in Eukaryota, Fungi, Basidiomycota, Agaricomycetes, Cantharellales, Ceratobasidiaceae. The record is from RefSeq and is a predicted model, not a curated record.
AUGGACUCGAAGCCUCCAGACCUCGACUUCUGCAAUCGAGCCAGGGGGAGCGGCUUGCCCUCGCCGCCUGCUACCAACUCGACAGCGAGCACUGGGAAAGAGAGUUUACCUAAGCGGGUCCGCAAGACGAGCAUUGCAUUUGCUACUGUCAAGAGCAUGUUGACGGGCGAGCGCGUGCGGAAGCCUCGACAUGACGACGAUGACGAGUUGAUUGAGGACGAGGAUCAUACCGCCAGACUUUCAGGUCCCACCGCAUCCAAUUCAUCCGACGGCAAUAGCAGCGUUGCUCUCGAUCGCUCGACUAGCAUUGGCGCUCGUUCGACCACGAGUUCUGGGGGCAUGGAACGGGCAAAGAGUCUUGCGGACAGGAAUCGCAUGGUUCUCGAUAAGCUAUCAUCCAUAUCCUCGGCAGCAUCAUCUCGUCUCAGCUCUCCUGCUCCUAACGACAGAGUACCUUUAACCGCCAGCACUCUUAGAUCCCGCGCUGUGUCCCCAAUGCCUCCCAACAACACGCUUUUCCCCCCAAAGUCAAAUGUGUCGACCGCAAGUUCAUCUCCUCGCGGCUCAUACGCCUCACUCACUUCCCCCAGAGUUCGCUCCUCUCGAGAUCUAGAACCGGAGACCCCAGCCUUUUCGUCCAGGGUCCAUUCCUCGGACAGGCAAAUGCGCGAUUCUGAAGAAUCCACGACUCCCAAAGAGCGAGAAAGGCUUUACGCAUCCCAGCGUGCACCGCCAUCUUCCUAUACCACCAGCAACAGUGGUUCUACCAGCGGGUCACGCCGGGAAGGCAGUGUUCGCGUUUCAUUUUCCCGCAACCACUCGGAUAUGGACGUCGAUGAGUUCGGUAUGAGCCGAUCGUCUCAGGCUCAAUCUUUGUCUCAGUCUCAAUCAUCCCGCCAACAUGCGUAUUCCUCCGAGUCGGAUGAUCGUAGUAUUACGCCUCCAGCCGAUGCCUCAAGGAGGCUGAUGGCUGAGCAAAUGCCGGGAGGGCGUGGACGGCGAAUAUCGAUUACCGAACCAGAUGAAUCCCCGAACAAGCCUCGAGAACCAUUGCGCACUCGUGCGGCUGCUGGAACCUUGGGACGUCAACGGAAUAGUGCUGAAGUCAUUGAGCGCACGGUCGCUGCUGCCAGGAAAAGCCCUGUACGCACACGCGCGGCAUUACCUUCUGAGUUCCGCAGCAGCACGGAGAGCAAACGAGCCAGUUGGGAUGGUAAACGGUUUAGUUUGGACGGCAAGCGUACGUUAUCCCGAAUAACAAACUCUCCUGAAAUGCAGCGCCGAGACAGUGGCAACCGUACUUCCCCAGUUGUUGGAUCCCGAGCAGCUACUGUUCGUGAAUCAUCGCGCCGGACUCAUUCUCGCUGGGCGAGCGAAGAGGUGCAUGGUGAUGGCAAUGACAGUGGCAGCUUGCGCCCUCGUUAUGAACGACGCGGUGGAAGUAUCGAAAGCCCCAUUAUUCCAGGUGGGCGAAGUGUUGUGGGAGAAAGCUUGAAGGCUGCUGGAAUUAUCACACGCCGCGAGACGAGCGAAUCUAUCAACCGCAUGACUAGCAGCCGGGAUAGGCGAGACAGCCGAGGUUCGGUUGACUGGGAGGUCGAACAAUUACGGAACGGGAUUGCACGUGUGGGCGUUGGGGACAGAAUCCGCGAAGAACCCGACGACGACGACUCGGGAGAAGAGAGCACGACUCCUGGGAAACGUGUCAAUGGCCGCCCAUCCCAAACUAUCAUCACGUCUCGACCUAGUACGUCCAGCGCCAACUAUAUCGAAGAUGGACCGCGCACGGCACCACCGGCUUUGCGUCAAUAUCGGUCCAAUACAGGUUUAAUAACGCCUCAGGCUCGGGGACUCCAUGUUGGUUCCGCCGUGUCCACCGAACAUAUACGCUUGAUGCUCGAGUCGUUUGCCAUGUUCGAAUCCACCCUUGCUCGUCUAGAGGCGGUUAACCCUGGCGGAGGGGUGACCGAGUUGCUUCAAAACGCAGACGUGGUAGUCCAGGCCGCCCAGUCGCUCAACAAUAUGCUUCGUGAAUCCGCCGCCCGAGCCUUGACCGAGCAAAUCGAUUCCGAGGUGGAAGACCGAGAAACUCGGGAAGUCGAGAUUUGGAGAAUCGCAGGCGCCGAAUUUAGGGAUGCAAUCAAGGUGUGCGACGAGCUCGUGCGUUCGAUGACGAACUUGCUAUUGGGCGUUGGGCGGGUCGUAAAGGAUCAUGGCGAGGAGGCGGGUCGGAGUGGGAGGAUUAGUACGUCGGGUCGGAUAAGCACUGAAGGUGUCCGGAGUGGGCGCCUGAGUACCGAAGGUGUGAGGAGUGGACGAAUGAGCGCGGAUGGGGCCUUGAGGAGCGGGAGAAUGAGCGCCGAAGGGCUGAGGGGUAGCAGGUUCGCCGAUUCUGGUCGGAUCGAGGAUGACAGGAGGAAUAUCGAAACCAGACGGAGUUUUGAUGGUGAAACCAUGUGGAAGUCGCCCAGCCGCGAGCAAUCAAGGAUUCACGAUCCAUUGAGGCCGCAAACUUCCAUGAGCCUCAUUCGCGAGCAACGACGCGAUAGUCCUCUCGACGGUAACCCGCUUCGCCAGUCUACGUCGCGCCGGUUUUUCCCUAGCCAAGCGUCUUCGCCUGCUACAGGUCCAGGGGAUGGUGACACAACCUUUGGAACCGACAGUUACGAGUCUCCAUCUCCUGCUGUACGCCACAUGACCCAUAACGGCGAACACCAUCGCGAACGAAUUCUCUCGGUCCCACCUACUCUCUCAGCCGUUCCAUCCGAGUCGCUCGUUCCCCAAGUACCCAAAACCCCAGGCAUGACUCGUCGGCCUCGUAUCUCUGUGGGCACCGUACGUGCGUCGGCGCCCUUCCCGACUCCUACUGCCCCUGCGUCCGCUCAAUUGAGUACUGCGACUGCGACGGGAAACGGUUCCCCCGAGAAGCGGUCAGUCUCGUACACUGUUUCUCGUUCGGGCACGGUGGCGACCAUGGUGGGCCUCGGUAACCAGCACCACGCCCGCAAACGCACAAUCUCGGCCGCUGACCCAUUGGAGCCUGAGACUCUGUCCCCGACCGACGAUAUUGACGAUGGGAGUCCGACCCAAAGGGUUAACACGAGGAACCCGCGUGCCUCGGUUGAUUUUGCGCUAGACGAUGGGACUGUUAGUGGUUUGGAAAAGGAACGUAAAGCCAGGAGACGUGUUACUGAACUGUUUUCAUGA